AUGAAAACCUGUGCAGAGGUGUACCAAAAUACCAUCCUAACAAACAAAGUGGAACUUCUUUCUCAAACAAUGUUCAAAAACAGACAUUGGAUAUUCCAACAGGACUCUACACCAGCUCAUAGGGCACGAAGCACGCAAAACUCGGUGACGGCCCAUGGAAUUGACUUUAUCGGACAUGAAGACUGGCACUCUUCUAGUCCAGAUUUAAGCCCACUGGAUUUUAAGAUAUGGCAACAUUUCGAGGGGAAAGUCUGCGCUAAAUCUCAUCAGAAUUUGGAAUCUCUACGGAGCAUCUUUGGCUAA
Parnassius mnemosyne (clouded apollo) is the source of this 303-nucleotide messenger RNA. The record is from the annotation of a GenBank genome assembly. Lineage: Eukaryota; Metazoa; Arthropoda; Insecta; Lepidoptera; Papilionidae.